AUGCAGUCCAGGGUCCUUCUCGUUGCUGCCCUCCUCACACUUCUGGUCACUGCCCGAGCUCUUGAGCCCGAGCCAGAGCCCAAGGAUGCCUCCCUUCUGGACGUCAUGCAGGGCUAUGUGCACCACGCCACCAAGACCGCCCAGGAUGCGAUGACCAGGGUGCAGGAGUCCCACAUGGCCCAGCAGGCCAGGGACUGGGUGACCGAUGGCGUCAGCUCCCUGAAAGACUACUGGAGCACAUUUAAGAGCAAGCUCUCCCAGUUCUGGGAUCUCUUUCCCUCUCUAAGGCCAGCCACCACCGUGGCUGGGCCCAGCAGAGGAGGUAGUUCAGAAUGGGAACGGGGUUGUUCACUUGCAGGCAGAUGUGGUGCUGUGAUUACUGCCUGGCCAACACUGGUACUGCCCUUGCUGGGGGGCUCUAACCAUGCCUGAGGAUCCCACUUCUGGCUCUUCAUCCAGGCCUUCCAUGGGACCCAGCUCAUCAAAUAGUAGAUAAGAAGGAGAUAACCCAGAUCCUCUCUCAGCCCCCAGCCAGCAGAGAAGACUUUGGUUUCUAACAGUGAAGAAAAAUAAAGAUAACAAUACAAACAAUAGCUAUUGUAUAUGCACUGCUUCAACAGGGG
Messenger RNA from Trichechus manatus latirostris (Florida manatee), 623 nucleotides. RefSeq names its product apolipoprotein C3 (gene APOC3). NCBI's taxonomy places the organism in Eukaryota, Metazoa, Chordata, Mammalia, Sirenia, Trichechidae. Bases 1 to 432 code for a protein of 143 amino acids. Gene Ontology annotation, cellular component: extracellular region; intermediate-density lipoprotein particle; chylomicron. The record is from RefSeq and is a predicted model, not a curated record. Gene Ontology annotation, biological process: negative regulation of triglyceride catabolic process; negative regulation of very-low-density lipoprotein particle clearance; negative regulation of lipoprotein lipase activity. Gene Ontology annotation, molecular function: phospholipid binding; lipase inhibitor activity; high-density lipoprotein particle receptor binding. The transcript has 5 exons.